This is a messenger RNA of Oryza sativa Japonica Group (Japanese rice), 1655 nucleotides long. The record is from RefSeq and is a predicted model, not a curated record. Lineage: Eukaryota; Viridiplantae; Streptophyta; Magnoliopsida; Poales; Poaceae.
UAUCCUCCUCCCUUCAAUUCUCUCCUCGAUCGCCGCCGCGCGUCCGUGCGUGCGCCGCUACAAAAAAAAAAAAAAAACUUGGGGUUUCCUCGCCGGCGCCGCGCCGAUCCAACAACGAACUCACUCAAUCGCCGCGAGACACGAUCGAUCGAGAAAUCGAGAUGGCGCGUUUCGUGGUGGCCGGCGCGUCGGAGUACCUGGCCAUCACGGGCUGGGGGAUCGACGACGUGAAGCUGGCGAAGAAGGCGUGGGUGUUCGCGGGGCAGAAGUGCCUCAAGUUCGACGCCACGCCGGUGAGCUACGACAUCGACGUGCAGGCCAUGAGCUCCGAGAAGCUGCCCUUCAGGCUCCCCGCCGCCUACACCAUCGGCCCCAGCCCCAAGAUCAAACGGAACCCUGUGGUGGACGGACCGGCGCCGCCGGCCGACACACAACGGAGACUGGAGGAUUGCGACGAGGAAGCGCAGCUACUACUGUACGCAAAACUCAUUGCUGCUUCCCAGAUCAGAUCACCAAACCACGUCAUCGAUCUCGUGAAGGGUGUCAUCGAGGGCGAGACCCGCGUGCUCGCCUCGUCCAUGACCAUGGAGGAGAUCUUCCAGGGCACAAAGAAGUUCAAGCAACAAGUGUUCGACCAGGUGCAGCUUGCCCUCAACGAGCUUGGCCUCUACAUCUACAGCGCCAACGUCAAGCAGCUCGUCGAUGACCCGGAUUCACCCGGCAACGACUACUUCUCCUUCCUGGGGCAGAAGAGGCAGGCGGAGGUGGAGGGCAAGGCGAAGGUGGCCGAGGCGGAGGCGCGGAUGAAGGGGGAGAUCGGCGCCAAGGAGAGGGAGGGGCUCACGCUUCAGAACGCGGCGAAGGUGGAUGCCGAGACGAAGGUGCUGUCCGCGCGGCAGCAGGGUGUGGGCUGCAGGGAGGAGAUCAAGGUGAAGGCCGAUGUGGAGGUGUACGAGAACGAGAGGGAGGCGGACAUCGCGGCGGCGCGGGCGGCGCUAGCGGUGAAGAAGGCCGGGCUGGACAAGCAGUCCAAGGUUGCCGAGGUCGAGGCGGUCAAGGCCGUCGUCGUUCGCGAGGCCGAGCUGCAGCUGGAGGUGGAGCGCAAGAACGCGCUGCGCCUCACCGAGAAGCUCAAGGCCGAGAAGCUCAGCAAGGCCACCGUCCAGUACGAGACACAGGUGCAAGAUUCAAACGCGGCGCUGUACGACAGGCAGAUGGCAGCGGACGCGACGCUGUUCGAGCAGGUGAAGUCGGCGGAGGCGCGCAAGGCGCAGGCCGGCGCCAAGUUCUUCGAGCAGAAGCUGGCCGAGGACGCGAGGCUGUACGCGAGGCAGCGGGAGGCGGAGGCGCUGGCCGGGGUGGGCAGGGCCAAGGCGGAGCUCGUGGCGUCCAUGCUCCAGGAGCUCGGCGGCGACCACGGCGCGCUCCGGGACAGCCUCAUGAUCGACGGCGGCGUGUACGAGGAGGUCGCGCGCGUCAACGCCAGCGCGAUGAGCGGCAUCCAGCCCAAGAUCAGCAUCAGGAGCGGCGCCGGCGGCGCCAACGCCGGUGCUAGCAGCGCAGGCGCGGUGCAGCAGGUGGCGGCGGCCGACGUGUACGACAUGCUGCCGCCGUUCCUGCAGUCAUCAGGGGGAUUUAACAAAUUGCCACUAUAG